UAUUGUUGCACACAAUAAUUGAAGUUACAAAAUUAAAUUGUUAUACAUUACGGAAAAUACUCAUCUAAAGAUCGAUGGGCAACUUUUUCAGCACAUUGGAUGUAAACGAAAGGAAAGGAACAAACGAAAUAGAGGACGAAACAAGGGCUAUUGAGACGUUGCUAAAGUCAGCUAAACACAGGCGAUGGGACAGGGUUUGGAAGAUCCUUGGAACCCCGAAUAACCCUAAGCGAGAUCGUCUUUUCAAUGUCAUACCAGAAAACAGACGUUGGGGAAUUCUCCACCAAGCAAUAUACUGGAACAAUAAGCAAGUUUUACUUUACCUUUUGAGAUAUUCCGCUUGUGACUCAGAAAUUCGCACUAAACAAUGCACUUCUGAAUGUGGUGACACGAGCGGAAAAAGUGCUUUAGAAAUUGCAGAACAGUAUCAGUAUAUGGAACUCGCUGAAGUUUUUGCUAACCAUACAAGUAAGAGAGAAGACCAAAGCAUACCAACGUUUGAAUCUUAUGACAACUAUGAUCGAAAUACUAGUCUUGGUUUGUUAGCAGUGUCUUUGGCCGCUUACAAACAUACAUUUCAUCCCAAGCCAAUAGACCCAAAUAAGUCUAUAAUAGAUAUUCUCGGUGACAUAUUUGAUGACAUAAACCAUUCAGACAAAAGGUGGAGAGAAGUGCAAGAUAAAGUUUGCGACUCUGUUUAUGUCGUUUGUAAAGAAAAUAGCAGUAGAAUUAAGAAAAGCAGCAGUCGCCAUGAAAUUUUCAAGAAUAAAAUUGACACAUACACAGAAGAAGAAAAUAAAAUGUAUACGUUUCUGAAUGUCGCAUUUCGAAGACAACGAGACAAAAACUAAAGACCGACGGGAGAUGAUCUGUCACUUGGUCCAUAUGCAGUCAUGUACAAAAUGCAGCUAAUGUACUGGCAGAAGCUUCCGCGAGAAAGAUGUACAACAUAUAGAAAAAUGGUUUUGGCGAAAUCAGAUGCUGACCAGUAUGUUUUAGGGAAACAGUUUGUCUGGCAGUCCGUGGUAUCGUCGUCAACAAACUCAAGUGCGCCACUGCAUUCCCAACAUGUGGACCUGAAGGUGAAAAUUCUAUGAUAUUUUCUAUUGAUAACAGAGUAAACAGCUUUUGGCAACCUAGAAAUAUAGAAAAUUAUGCAAAAUAUAUGGAACAUGAAAGAACAUACCCGGCUGGUGCCAAGUUCUUAGUCACAGGAAGAACCAUUAAACGCUCUGAGAUAUAUAUCACCCUUAAGCUUCUGCUAAAUUGAACAUGGCAACAUUCUAAUAAUACAAGACAUAAUAUACAGAAGCGCCGUCCUUAAUUCACGUAAUAUUUGUAAAAGGUACAAUAAUGCCUUAAUUAAGUUUCUUUCAAUAGGAAUGCAUAUCUCAGAAUGGAAAUAUUUAGCAUAGUUUUGCAAUCCCGGAAUUUAUUUUGUAGUAUCUUAGAACAUUACAGCGAUAUGCAUAAAAGGUGUUGGACAAAAUAGAACCAUACCGAAUAAUAGAAAGAAAUAUCAGACAGUAGGUCAUUUUGGGAUAAUACUUGAGUAUGGAAUUUACCUUGUAAUCAGAGGAGAUGAUCAUAAGUUUACAUUUACCUUCGAACAUGCUACGACUUUGAAUACCGAGGUUUUGACAGUCGGCCAAAUGAUUUCUGUCUUCAUUUGCACAGUUAGUAGCUAAUGACUUUCACAGUGUGGUUCCAAUAAACAGGGGUAAUUAUUUAUUGGAAAGUCAGUUGACCUUAUAACUAUAAGAAUAAGUAAGGAGAGGAAACAGUGUAUUUAUUUCAAUAAAUAGGGACCACUAUGGAAAUAAGGGGAAAGUUACUUCCCCUUUGUUGUGUUAUCCCCGGUAUUGGUGUGCACUACAUGGCUCAAUUUGUAUGUCAUUGUGUUUUUUGUUAUUUGUUUUUAGCACAUGCAUCUUAUUGAUAAUGCUUUCUUUUAUGUACACUUUUACCGAAAUAAAUCUAUCUAUCUAUGAGAUAACUUUGAAAAAUGUAUAUAUUUUUGGCACCCUUUUAAUAACAGAAAACAAAUUUUUGCUAAGCCAAUGAUUAAGAAAUUUUCUAGUUCUGUCUGGUUUAUGUUUACAACUUUAAACUUACAAAUAUAAAAAAGAAAGUUAUUUCAGUUUUGUCAUGAAUUUAAAUCGUACUUUACAGAAGAUUUGUUUAAAAUGUGCCCAUAUUCAAUUAUAAGAUUUUUAAGAAAGAUUCUACAUUCAUGUAUCUAAAUGUUUGUUUCACUGCUUUUGGAAUGUUGUAUAAACCAUUUGUCUUAGACGAAAAUGGUAUAUCUGAUACAAUUUAACUGAAAUGGAAAAUUCAGUUUAGACGAAUCACAAUAACUGGAUUGUAUCCCGUUAUGUUUCAUUCCAAUAACAUUAAUUGCAAGUAUUGUAUAUAAUCAAAAUUGACUGAUAUGACAUUUUUGGCAGAUACAUUUUUCACUAUACUUUUUAUCAUUGUUUUCAUAAUUCUACUUUCACUGAUCUUUCACCUCCAUUGCACACAUCGGGACCCUCUGUUGUACAAACAGUUUCCUUCAAAUGUCUUUAUUGUUAAGUGGGGAGCCACUGUUGUGCUUAUAACCCUACUAUUAUCUACUAUUACAUCCUUGCCGACAAGCCAAAAGGCCGCUGGUUACUGGCGCGAAUUGGCAACAAAUUGGCAACUGACUGUCCUGAUCGUUGCCGAGACAGAUCUUUGUUUGUUUGUUUGUUUGUUUGUUUUGGGUUUAACGCCGUUUUUCAACAGUAUUUCAGUCAUGUAACGGCGGGCAGUUAACCUACCCAGUGUUCCUGGAUUCUGUACCAGUACAAACCUGUUCUCCGCAAGUAACUGCCAACUUCCCCA
This is a messenger RNA of Mercenaria mercenaria, 2865 nucleotides long. RefSeq lists its product as uncharacterized. The transcript has 2 exons. Lineage: Eukaryota; Metazoa; Mollusca; Bivalvia; Venerida; Veneridae. Bases 75 to 851 code for a protein of 258 amino acids. The record is from RefSeq and is a predicted model, not a curated record.